AUGUACAACACGCUAUUUAACUACGAUACUACCCUUUUUGCAGACUCUGUAGAAGUAAUACCGAAUAGUUACGAUGGAUUCUUUGUUUCUGGAACGUAUCAACUCGAUGAAGCUACGAGAAAGCGAGAUGGCUGUGUUGUACUUCACCAACUCGAAGGAGACAACAAUCAUGUCCACACAUUUGAAAAACGGUCGUUAUCGGGAAUUCUCGAUAUGAAAUUCAAUCCGCAGUGCGUAGGCCAAAAACACACUCUAGCGCUCGCCCUCUCCGAUGGCUACCUCUCCCUUCUUCCUCUUGAUCUUUCAAACCCAUCGAACACCGUAUGGGGCAGAGAGGAGCGUCUCCUCAUCAAUGAUCCCUCCACAAUCUGCCUCAGCGUGGACUGGAGCAAUCAGCUCAACCCCAGCGACACUCCUCUCCUCGCCGUUUCUCUCUCGAACGGCGAGGUGGCUCUCUGCGCGGUGACCAACAGCGGUCUCCAGCUGCAAUCCAAGUGGUUCGGCCACACGCUUCCCUACACGACCGUCCCCGCGGAAGUCUGGAUCGCCUCUUUCGACCCCUCCAACAGCCAUCUCGUGUUCUCUGGCGGCGAUGAUGGUCUGCUAAAACAGUGGGAUUCCCGCGUUUUUCCCGCGUCGAAUACCCCGGUUUCGAUAACCGCGGGGUUCGAGGCCGGUGUGACUUCUAUUUGUUGGAACAAACACGAUGCAGAGUACUUGACGGUGGGGAGUUACGACGGACACAUUCGAAUGUUCGAUCGAAGACAGAUGAAACGCGCCGUGAGCGAUUUCGAUGUGGAGAACAACGCUGGAAUUUGGAGAAUAAAAUAUAAACACAAUGCGAACUUUUAUUUGGGAGAAAACGAGCAAGGAAACGAGACGACGAAGAAUGAGUUUUUGGUGGCUGCGAUGCGAGCAGGGUUCUGUGUGAUGGAGUAUGAUGAAAACAGACAGAUUUCUGCGAAGGUGAGGUAUUUGGAGCAAGGAACGGAGUCUUUGGCGUAUGGAGUGGACUACAUCAACAAGAAGGGCUGCGAUUUGGGAAAGCGCGAGGGUUUUGUGGGCAGCUGCAGUUUUUAUAAUCAUCUGAUGCACGUUUGGGAUUAUUCCUAUUGA
This is a messenger RNA of Blastocystis hominis, 1116 nucleotides long. RefSeq lists its product as hypothetical. The coding region runs from base 1 to 1116 and encodes 371 amino acids. Gene Ontology annotation, molecular function: protein binding. The transcript has 3 exons. Lineage: Eukaryota; Bigyra; Opalinata; Blastocystidae. The record is from RefSeq and is a predicted model, not a curated record.